UUGGUUUGUUCAGUGGCACAUCACCUCACCUGAGCAGCUAUCAUUCAGUUUCAGAGCAAGCUGAUAUGGUUGGGGUUUGGUCGCUGGUUGGUUCACUAAGGAAAUAUGCUUCAACUUGACUAAUUAUCCAGAUAUUAUCCCCAUACCUCGGGGGUAAUCGUCGAUAAAGUAACUUAAACGUUGACGUAACAUCCAGUGCAUGCAAAAUAAUAGGGGAUUGGACGGGUUAGUAGGCUUUAAUGUUUCGUUACGCCUUGUGAGCGAGCUAACGUUAGCUAAGCCCCUUCCCAGAGACGGAGCAUUGAUGUUUACUGUAGUUAACUAGCUCCGACAGUGCGUCACCAUUCAAGAUGGACACCGCGGAGGAAGCGGACAUAUGCAGGGUGUGUCGUUCGGAGGGAACUCCGGACAAGCCCCUCUAUCACCCCUGCGUCUGCACCGGCAGUAUAAAAUUCAUCCACCAAGAAUGCUUGGUUCAGUGGCUGAAGCACAGUCGGAAAGAAUACUGUGAAUUAUGCAAGCACAGGUUUGCUUUCACGCCAAUUUACUCUCCAGACAUGCCUUCCCGCCUCCCUGUCCAGGACAUUUUCGCAGGGCUGGUGACCAGCGUCGGUACGGCCAUCCGAUACUGGUUCCACUACACGCUGGUGGCCUUCGCCUGGCUGGGAGUGGUUCCCCUCACUGCCUGUCGUAUCUAUAAGUGUCUGUUUACUGGCUCCGUGAGCUCUCUCCUAACUCUGCCACUGGACAUGCUGUCUACAGAGAACCUUCUGGCAGACUGUCUGCAGGGCUGCUUUGUGGUCACCUGCACGCUGUGCGCCUUCAUCAGCCUGGUGUGGCUGCGUGAGCAGAUCGUCCAUGGUGGCGCCCCCCAGUGGCUGGAGCACAAUCUGCAGCAGCCCGCCAACGCAGCCGGCCAGCCCAACGAGGCCCCCGGAGCAGGGAACGGGGGCGAGGAGCAGCAGCCGGCCCCCCCUCCCGCUGACCCCCCAGCGGAGAACGCUCCUCCUGAGGCCCCCGACCUCCCGGCUGACCCCGCCGACGACGCGGAGGCCGACAACGAGGAGGAGGAGGAGGCUGGAGCUGAGGACGCCGCGGAGGAGAACAACGGAGGCCAAGAUGACAUGAACUGGAAUGCACUGGAAUGGGAUCGUGCUGCAGAGGAGCUUACCUGGGAACGGAUGCUUGGACUGGAUGGCUCCCUGGUCUUCCUGGAGCACGUCUUCUGGGUGGUCUCGCUGAAUACACUCUUCAUUCUCGUGUUCGCUUUCUGUCCCUAUCAUAUUGGACACUUCUCGGUUGUGGGCCUUGGAUUUGAGGAAUAUGUCCUGGCCUCACAUUUCGAGGGCCUCAUCACAACCAUUGUGGGAUACAUCCUCUUAGCCCUCACACUCAUCCUGUGUCACGGCUUGGCAGCAUUGCUGAGGUUCCAAAGGUCCCGACGAUUAUUAGGAGUCUGCUACAUUGUUGUGAAGGUUUCGUUAUUGGUUGUCGUGGAGAUAGGAGUCUUCCCCCUCAUCUGCGGCUGGUGGCUUGAUAUUUGCUCCCUGGAGAUGUUUGAUGCCUCUCUGAAGGACCGAGAGCUUAGCUUCCAGUCCGCCCCAGGCACUACCAUGUUCCUGCACUGGCUCGUGGGAAUGGUCUACGUCUUCUACUUCGCUUCCUUCAUACUGCUGCUUCGGGAGGUCCUCAGGCCCGGAGUGCUGUGGUUUCUGAGAAACCUGAACGAUCCCGAUUUUAACCCGGUCCAGGAGAUGAUCCACCUGCCGAUAUACAGACAUUUGAGAAGAUUUAUUUUAUCAGUGGUGGUUUUUGGGUCUAUUGUGCUUCUGAUGCUGUGGCUUCCUAUUCGAAUUAUCAAGUUGAUUUUACCCAGCUUUCUUCCCUACAACGUCAUGCUGUACAGCGACGCCCCGGUGAGCGAGCUCUCCCUAGAGCUCCUCCUGCUGCAGGUGGUUCUGCCGGCCCUGCUGGAGCAGGGCCACACUCGCCAGUGGCUCAAGGGCCUUGUGCGCGCCUGGACUGUCUCCGCCGGGUACCUGCUAGAUCUCCACUCAUACCUUCUGGGAGACCAGGAGGAGAGUGACAACAACGGCAACCAGGCGGCCAAUAACAACGCCCAGCCCCGCAACAACAACGCGCUGCCCGUGGCGGGGGAGGGGCUUCACGCCGCCCAUCAGGCCAUCCUCCAGCAGGGCGGGCCUGUGGGCUUCCAGCCCUACCACCGGCCAAUGAGGUUCCCCUUCCGGAUCAUGUUGCUGAUCGUGUUCAUGUGCUUCACCCUGCUGGUGGCCAGCCUGGUUUGCCUCACCUUGCCUGUGUUCUCGGGGCGCUGGCUGAUGUCGUUCUGGACGGGCAGUGCUAAGAUCCACGAGCUCUACACGGCAGCAUGCGGCCUGUACAUGUGCUGGCUGUCCAUCAGGGCCAUCACCGUGCUCCUGGCCUGGAUGCCCCAGGGCCGCACCGUCAUCCUGCUCAAGGUCCAGGAGUGGACCCUCAUGAUAGUGAAGACGCUGAUUGUGGCGGUCAUGCUGGCUGGUGUGAUCCCUCUGCUGCUGGGCCUGCUCUUUGACCUGGUCAUUGUGGCUCCUCUGAGAGUUCCCCUGGACCAGACGCCCCUCUUUUACCCCUGGCAGGACUGGGCUCUGGGAGUUCUCCACGCUAAAAUCAUCGCUGCCAUCACCCUCAUGGGCCCUCAGUGGUGGCUGAAGACCGUGAUUGAGCAGGUCUACGCCAACGGGAUCCGCAACAUCGACCUGCACUUCAUCCUGCGCAGACUGGCGGCCCCAGUGAUGGCCAUGCUGCUGCUGGCCCUGAGCGUGCCCUACAUCAUCGCCGCGGGCGUGGUGCCCCUCAUGGGCGUUACCAUGGAGAUGCAGAACCUGGUGCAGCGCCGGAUCUACCCCUUCCUGCUGAUGGUGGUGGUGCUCAUGGGAAUCCUCUCCUUCCAGCUGAGGCAGUUCAAGCGCCUCUACGAGCACAUCAAGAACGACAAGUACCUGGUUGGGCAGAGACUUGUGAACUACGAGCGCAAGGCGGCCAAAUCCAGCCCUGCGCCCCCGCCCAGCUCUCCCUGAGGGCAGCACUCACACCGCACUCCCCAUCCAAACUUGCUGUGCCCCCCCCUCUGUGGCCCCCCUUCAUCCUGCUUUUAAGCAUUUCCCCACAAGUGUACAUGUGUAAAUACGCAAAACCCAAAUUAAAAAACAACAAAAAAAAAACUUUGAUUAAAAGAAUGUGAAUUGUACAUCUUUAAAAUGAAGAGAAAAAGAAAAAAAAGUUUAUUAAUUUAUUACAUUUAGUUUGCACUUUACCUGCAACCAGUUGUUUUACCAAGACGCUGAUUGGGUGCUGUCCUCAGGGUCAGGGGUCAGCAGUGAAGAACAGCAGAAUGGAUCUUGUAGUUUUACCCAUGAUGUUUUUUAAGGGGUAGAAUUUAAUUCUACACUGAUGAGUAGGGGGAAACAAGAAGUUCAGCUUGUAAACUGUAUUGGGUGCAAGUUUAUUAAUAAACUAUUAUAUGUUUUGUAACAUAUGUAAUAUAACUCAUUACACUCAGUACAUUGACUAACCAUAAAACGCUAAUACUA
This is a messenger RNA of Conger conger (European conger), 3590 nucleotides long. RefSeq names its product E3 ubiquitin-protein ligase MARCHF6-like. The coding region runs from base 351 to 3077 and encodes 908 amino acids. Gene Ontology annotation, molecular function: zinc ion binding. Gene Ontology annotation, cellular component: endoplasmic reticulum membrane. Lineage: Eukaryota; Metazoa; Chordata; Actinopteri; Anguilliformes; Congridae. The transcript has 26 exons. The record is from RefSeq and is a predicted model, not a curated record.